UUUUUUUUUUUUUUUUUUUUUUUUUUUUAAAUGCAGUGUUUUUAAAUGUAUGUAAAGCCUGUCCGGUCCAUCUAGGCGCCGGCGGCUGCUGGACAAGAAGAGACACGAAUUAUGCGGACAGCGCGCCGGGAAAGUUUGCCCCCGAAGCUGCGCUCUCGGCGGCUCGGACCUUCGGCUCCAUAAAAUGGCUGGCUGUAGGUCCGAGGAAGCUGCGGUACCGAGGAGGACGGGAUCCGCUCCGGCUGCGAACUGACACUUUUCCCCCCGCUUCGACUGACGCGAUUGUGAUGCUGCUGUCCCAGAAAUAGGAAUAGUUAUGCCCCAAAAUGGAUUCUCAGUUGGCCUCAGUCCUGACAAGUGGCAGCCUGGAAGUCCAAAAUGGCAGCCAGUGUGCAGAGGCACCGGGGCCCGUGACAGAGGUCGCUUUGGACCCAAAGGAUAAAAAAGUCCCACCCAGCACCAAACCGGGUAACCUCAAAACCUGCUCCGUCAAAGCUGCGGUGACCAUCAUCAGGAGCGAUGCUCUAUCAGUCAACGGGGAACAGGCAGAGGUGGGCGGGACAUCGGAGCCGGUCUCUCAGGAAACCAGCAAGAUUGCUGGGAUCAGGCAGCCAAUUAGAGUGAAGCCUGGGGUGCCGAUCCUGGGGAAGCAACCAAUAAGGAUCAGAAUUGUUGUCCCGCCGCAGUGCAAGAGGCCAAUCACGAAAUGUGCCAUCAGCCAGACCAAAGACUGUGCUGGGUCACAUUUGAGGGGACCUGCUUUGGUUUCUGCUGGAGGACUAAUCACAGAGAACAGCAGCGGUCAAAUCCACAUAUCAGCUGUUAGGAAUAAAGAAGAGUUCACUGAAGAUGCCCCAGAGGCAGAGGGAAAAGUUAAAAUCACACAAAUGGAAGGGUCAGAGACUGACCUCAUCGCAAACACUGUUGCAUUUAAAUUAUUGAGCCAUCACUGGAUUAAACAGGAACCUACAGAGACAGAAAUGGAGCAAAAUAUUCCUCUAACUGUGCAAGAAGUGGACUGCAGGUCUUUGAGGAUGUUCAGGGAGGCGGAGGAGCAGACGGAGCCGCUGGAUCUCAGUCUGCCCAAGAAAAAAGAGAGGACCUGCGGGCGCUUCCUGGAGGACCUGAGCUGCGAGAGCCCCCUGAUCAUGGAGGUGGAUGAAUUCGAGGGAGACGGAGACAGAGACAUGGUGGAGGAAGACAGCGAUGAAGGCUCUGAGGACUUUUCUACUUCUGUACUCACGUCUCUGUCUUCAGAAGACUGCGACAAUGAAAACCUCCUCCUCAUUGACGACCAGGGAAUCCCAUAUACGCUCAGUCCGGAGGGACUCAAAGUGCCGCAAAUCGAUGCUUCCAUGUUGGGGAAGCGUCGGUCGGAUCAGGUUCAGGUGGAAGAAGAAGACGGGUCAUCAAAUUUGGCAGGUUCAAGCUUUAGCCAAGGUUUAGAGAAUGCACUAAAUGCACCUUCUGCCAGUGACCAGCCACCACAAGGCAGUGAUCAGAUACAACUGAUGACAAACUCUGAUGCUCCAGCUGCUGCAGAGUUGAAUGUUAAAGCUGCUCAGGAGGCUAACCUAGCCGUGCUCCCUUCACUGUCCAGCCAAACCAUCCAGAUCCUGACCAACCCUUCAGCCAGCGCCCCUCUCCUUCUGCUGUCUUCCUCCCAGUCGCCUCAGCUCUCCUCGCUUCCCCUCUCAGUGACCUCACCGGGUGCUUCCACGCCCAUGUUGCUCCUCCUCUCCUCUGUUCCUGCCACAUCUACUGAUCCCACCUCUACCUCCACCCCCAUCGCCAUCCUCGACCCCUCCACUGGUCAGCUAUCCCAGGUUACCACAGCCUCGGCUCAAGUGUCCCUUCCUUUGCCUUCAGGUCAGGUCAACUCCCUCGGAUCGGCUCUUCCCACCUUUCCUAACCCUGUAAUCAGACUGGACGCCGGCAGCUCUCCCCUCAUCCUGUCAGGUGUUAACUGCGUGACCUCUGGCCCCGUCCUCACAUCCUUUGCUGUCCCCACGCCCACCGUGAGUCAGCAGGACGGCCAUCUUAUCCAAACUCAGAUCUGCUACUCUCAAUCAAACCCAGGAACUGAAGCCAUAUCUGAUGAAGAAGUCACCAGUGAAAACAACAAGCCAUCAACGUUUGGGGCUCCUCCUGCACAGUCGGAGUCUCCGACAUGUGACCCCUCCGCUACGGAGGCAGAGGCCCGGUCUCCGGCCUCUGAAUCCAAGUUUGACUCUUCUGAUCUCCACUCAGAACAUCUUCCUCUGGAUGACCACCUUUACUUCUCCAACAGCACAGCUCCUCCCCCUCAAUCUCCUUCCCCUCCCAUCGGACCCCUUCUCCCGUCGGGCAAACUCGACUCCCUCGACGCCCUCGACCCCCUCUCUCCGGCGGAGUCUCCCACCAACCUGGGUUCUCGCAGGGUGCUGUGUUGCCAGCUCUGCCCGCGGAUCUUCUUCUACCUCUCCGACCUGGAGCGGCACGCCAUCACACACUCUCAGAAGAAGCCUCAUGUUUGCCAGCAGUGCGGCAAAGCCUUCAAGCGCUCCAGCCAUCUGCAGAGACACAAGCACAUCCACACGGGCCAGAGGAACUUUGUGUGUCCCAUCUGCUCCAAACGUUUCAGGGAGGCUGGCGAGCUGCAGCGCCACCAGCGGGUGCACACCGGAGAGAAACCCUACCAGUGCCAGCUUUGCCACACUCGCUUUGCGGAGCGCAACACCCUGCGACGGCACACCAAACGCAAGCACCCGUAUCACCAGGUGGCGGUGGAAAUGCUGAACGAGAGAAAAGACAGAGGAGACGGAGUGGGAGGCGCUGGCAGAGGAGGGAGGCAGGAGGAAGAGGAGAGUGCGGAGUGGUACAGCUCUGCUGUAUCCACCCUGGAUAACUCUGAGUCUGAGGAGGAUGCUGCAAAUUGAAGGGAAGAGACACUCGUCAUCACUUUGGGUCUAAACCUCGAUUUUUAAAGAAGAGAGCACUUUCAACAUGUAUUCCAGUUUUAGAUAUAAAAGGUAUUAAUGUGCAUUAAUCCCAUUCCAAUUGAUGGGCCAAAAUCAAACACAGGAAGACAUUACUUUAAUUUAUUGCUUUUCAGAUAAAGGGAAUACUCAUAUGAGUCUAAAGGUUAUUUAAAAUAUCAAAAUGAAAUGAUGCGUUUUCAUGCAAUCUGAUAAAUCCCUAAAGUGCUCAGAAAAGAAAGAUUAUUUAGUUUAAGCAGCUCCCUGGGAGCCAUGAGAAAAAAAUGUUUCUUUUGUGUUACCUCGCAAUAAUGUGCUGAUCAGUUCAUGCAGGAUAAUUGAAUACUGAAAGGCUUCCUUACGGUGGCCAUUUCUGCUAUAAUAUAAAGUUUUCGUAAGGUUUCUCCAUGUAUCUUAGUAUCUCGUUUCUGAGAUAUCUGAAGUUUGAUAUCUUUUUCUUUAGGAUAGAAAUGCACCACAAUCAUAUGUGCAACAGCAAAACAGGCCAAACAUGAACUUUCCAUCUCCCUGCUAAGAUGUAAACAAAUUUUCCGUAAGAAGUGAAGAAAGAAAAACUGCGUCUAAACUAUUUGGACCAUUCCUGAGUUAUUUUCACUGGGUACUAAAGUCAUAUCUGACCAUUUUGAUUGUCUUUUUGUGUUACACAGACAUAAACAUGCAGUGAGUAAAUCGACUUUCAAUCUGUUUUUGCACCAAAGAGUUAAGAGUAUAUAAACACGUUUUCACUGAGUCUCUUUAAAUGUGUCUGUAUUUGAAAUUUUAAAUUGACAUCUGCGACUGUAUACGAAAUAGACCAGCCAACGCAAAACUUAUUGCGACGUAACGCAAAAGGGGAAAAAAAAAGUUCUCCAUGUCCCCUAGGGGGCGCCGUAGAUCAUGCUUUAGUUGUACAUAGAAAGAGAAGUAUUUGUAAAAACUGCACUCCUGCACUAUCUCAUCUGAAAGAUGUAAUCUUACCUACCGUCUGAGACACUGUGAGUUGUUUGCACUUGUUUGAUUUAAAUUCAGAAAUCUGUUUUUUCUUCUUUUAUUUAGGUGACUGUUCUGAUUUCAUCCAUAUUCAGUAAGAGUCUGACCAAAUGUUUUUGGGAUAUUCUAACACUACAUUCAGAUUUCUUUUCCAGAAGUGAUUUAUGCUAAUUUAUUGGAAUAAAGUAUUUGCAAC
Messenger RNA from Gambusia affinis (western mosquitofish), 4143 nucleotides. RefSeq names its product mucin-17. The transcript is spliced from 3 exons. Bases 327 to 2918 code for a protein of 863 amino acids. The record is from RefSeq and is a predicted model, not a curated record. Gene Ontology annotation, cellular component: nucleus. NCBI's taxonomy places the organism in Eukaryota, Metazoa, Chordata, Actinopteri, Cyprinodontiformes, Poeciliidae.